GAAUAUGGCGGCCUCCAUGGCCAGUGCUGGCCGCUAUGUUAUACGGCAUGGUUAUUCUAUUCCGCCGACUGUAUGCCUCACACUCCUGUGUAAAUUUCACCAAUCUGCCCCUGUUCGUAACGGGCUGCUCCAUGGGUUAAACAAACGCGGCAUUCUGAAGGACUCUUUCCCUGAGGAUGCGGCAUACGAUCGGCUCCCUGCCUUGUUGCAGUCGGGUGCUCAGACCGUCUACUGCGGCUUCGACCCCACGGCGGACAGCCUUCACGUCGGCAACCUCCUCGCCCUUAUCGGUCUCCUGCACUUCCGCAACGCCGGUCAUCAUGUCGUCGCUGUGCUCGGAGGGGCCACCGCUCAGAUCGGUGACCCGAGCGGGAAAGCAACCGAGCGACCGCGGCUGUCCCCGGACGUCGUGAAGGCGAACACCCACAGUAUCCGGGAGAGUAUCCACAGGAUUUUCACCAACCAUGAACUCAACUUCCACGACGGUUCCAAGACGCUGGGGACCGUGACCGUGCUGGAUAACCUCAGCUGGUACAAGGACUGGAGCGUGGUCCAGUUCCUCUCGGACGCCGGGAGACACUUCCGAAUGGGGACCAUGCUGAGCCGCCACAGCGUCCAGUCCAGGCUGCGGAGCGGGGACGGCAUGAGCCUGACCGAGUUCACCUACCAGGUGUUCCAGGCCUACGACUUCUACCACGUGAACCAGAUAUAUGGAUGCAAGAUCCAACUGGGAGGCACGGACCAGCUGGGCAACUUAAUGUCCGGCCAUGACUUCAUUCACAAGAUGAGCGGUGAGGAGGUGUAUGGCCUCACCAUCCCGCUGGUCACCAGCUCGGUGGGGGACAAGCUGGGCAAGACGGCGGGCAACGCCGUUUGGCUCAACCGUGACAAGACGUCGCCCUUCGAGCUCUACCAGUUUUUCCUACGGCAGCCCGACGCCAGCGUGGAAUGGUACCUGAAACUGUUCACCUUCCUGCCUCUGGCCGAGGUGGCGAGCCUGAUGGAGCAGCAGAGGGAGGAUCCUGCUAAACGACUGGCCCAUAAACGACUGGCGGCGGAGGUGACAAAGUUGGUGCAUGGGAAGGAGGGUCUUGAGAGCGCCAAAAGAUGCACCAACACUCUGUACCACAGCAGCGUGCAGGCAUUGGAGGAAAUGAGUGACUUGGAGCUGCAGGAGCUCUUCAGAGAGGCUCCCUUCCAUGAACUGCUGCUGGAACCCGGGACCACUGUCAUCGACGCGUGUCGAAGGGUCAGCGCCAUCCCAGAUGGUCCCAAAGGAUAUCGGAUGGUUGCGGAGGGAGCAGUGUGGCUCAACCACAAGAGGGCAGACAAACCCGAGCAAGUACUCAUCCCAAAGAUCCACAUCCUGGCCAAUGGACUUACGCUGCUCCGAGUGGGCAAGAAGAACUUCUACAUCAUCAAAUGGCUCAGUCUCUAAAGUGCAAGGACCAGUUUACUUGACUGGGAAUGGUGGACCACCUAAGAAGGUGCGUGGAAGUGAUCAUUUAGACAUUUUCCGCCCCAGUUUGUUUGGAUAGAAAUAUUGUACAGAGGUGAUGUUUAUCUUUAAUAACUGUGUUAAUAAAAUGUAUUUUAUUGUCGAUCUGCUCACUUUUAAUCUCCAACUAAAGUCUUGCUAGGUGAGCAGCAGGGGGCAACAUUGUACCAAACAUAAUGGAUGGUAGUGCUGGGACCCCUUCGAAAUCACUGAAUAUUUAAUAUUGACAUCUUUUUUGUUGGUGUUUUGAGCAACAAAUGUAGCAUGUAGUGUAGUGCCUUUUAAAGUUCCCGGAAGAGAACCCAUGAAUAAUAUUUAAAGGUGUGGGGAUUGUGAA
Molecule: messenger RNA, 1835 nt
Organism: Dunckerocampus dactyliophorus (ringed pipefish)
Lineage: Eukaryota; Metazoa; Chordata; Actinopteri; Syngnathiformes; Syngnathidae
Gene: yars2
Product: tyrosyl-tRNA synthetase 2, mitochondrial
Exons: 5
Coding region: 5-1438 (477 amino acids)
Biological process (GO): tyrosyl-tRNA aminoacylation
Cellular component (GO): cytosol; mitochondrion
Molecular function (GO): ATP binding; RNA binding; tyrosine-tRNA ligase activity
Source: RefSeq, a predicted model, not a curated record